ACUUCUCCAACAAUCAUCAUCAUCAUCAUUCACGCUCUUUCACAAAUUAAAGCCAUGUCAUCUGAUCAAUCAAGGCCGGUGAGCCAGAGGCUCUACGAUUCUGCUCCGUCUUCACGCCAGACGGUGAAGUUCUUGACGGCGGUGACAGUUGGCGCCACGCUGUUAAUCCUGUCAGGGUUAACCUUAACCGGGACAGUGAUAGCGUUGAUCAUGGCAACCCCAGUUCUUGUCCUGUUUAGCCCGAUCCUAGUCCCUGCCGGGUUUGUCAUAUUCCUUGUGGUGGCGGGUUUCUUGUUCUCCGGCGGGUGCGGGGUGGCGGCGCUGUCGGCGCUGACGUGGAUAUAUAAUUAUGUGACGGGCAAGUGCCCGCCGGGAGCUGAGAAGCUGGAUUAUGCAAGAAUGAGAAUCGCGGAUAAGGCUAGGGAUAUGACGGAGAGGGCUAAGGAGUAUGGGAACUACGUGCAACACAAGGCUCAAGAGGCUACGCAACGUGCUUGAAUGUGAUCAAUCGAGUGUACGUACACGUGGCGUUCUGUUCUGUUCUGUUUUGAUUUGAUUGGCUGCGGGAAUGGACCGACCAUGGUUUUUUGUUUGUUUUGUUUGGGGUGAGGUUUAGUUUGUUUGUUUGUGUACGGAUGGAGUUUUCCUGUUAAUACUUUACAGGUUGCUGUCCUGCUGUUUGCAUGCUUUAAGCAUA
Messenger RNA from Corylus avellana, 697 nucleotides. RefSeq names its product oleosin G. The record is from RefSeq and is a predicted model, not a curated record. Gene Ontology annotation, biological process: lipid storage. Gene Ontology annotation, cellular component: membrane; monolayer-surrounded lipid storage body. Lineage: Eukaryota; Viridiplantae; Streptophyta; Magnoliopsida; Fagales; Betulaceae.